AUGGAGGGUGAAAACAAUGACGAAUCUAGUCAGGAAGUAUCAGAGCAAGUUGUCGAGGAGACUGUAGUCGAAGAAACAGUAGUUGAGCAGGCGAGAACUGAGCAAGAGCCGGAAAAAAUGGAUACUGCGGAAGAAAUCGUCCAAGAAACGGUGGAGGAAACUUCGGCUGCUGCGGAAGAGACCGUGGAAGAAACGGUAGAGGAAACAGUCGAAGAAACCGUCGAAGAAACCGUUGAGGAAACGGUGGAGGAGACUGUUCACGAGGAAACAGUGGAAGCGGAGGAAGCAAUGACAAACGAGGAAACCGUGGAGGAAACUGUUGAAGAGACCGUCCACGAAGAAGUUGUUGAAGAUUCCAAUGAUGCUAUUCCAGAGCCGAUGGACGACGCAGCAGACCAAAUCGUCGAGGGCGGCUACGAAGAAGUCGUUAACGAAGAGACCGUCGAGAAUGCUGAAGCUGAGGAUUCGAACUCUCAGGACGCUAAUUCCGCCGACCAGAUCAAUCUUGAAAACGAUGUGAUGGAAUCAACAACGAGCGUUCCUGUCGACAACGCGGACGACUCUGAUUCCGACGACGAUCAGGCGGAUGAUGACAACAAGCUAAACAAAGUAACCGAUUCGGAUUCAGACUCUGACAACGACGAGGGGCCAAAAGAAACCAUCGCAUCAGAUGAUGAAGAAGCUCCAGAGCGGCAAUACGGAAAGACUGGUCUAGAAUCGUCGGAUGAAGAAGAUGAGGGCGAAACCUCGAAGCCAGCACCUACCGGGCUAGAAUCGGACUCAGACGACGAAGGUCCAGUCGAUAGAACACCAGCGCCAGAGAAAGCUCCCCCAGCUCCAGCUGCUGAUUCUUCAGAUGACGAUAUCGGCCCGGUUGAUUCUGGCCCCGUCGUUUCUGACUUCGAUCUGAUGAUGCAAAAGAGAAAAGAGGAAAAUCGCAUGAAGCGAAUGAAAAACAAGAAGAACGAGGGCGCGUUUAUUUCGGAUGUUGAUGACUCGAUCAACUCGAUGAUGAAUCGAAUGAAAGAAGCUGCUGAUGCUGAUAAAGAGGCAAAUAUCAACCGCCGCCCAGGAUUCCGCAAAAUGAAGAUGCUGAAAGAAGUGGUCAAAAACAUCUCAAAAAGCGACUUGAACGAGGUUCUCAUCGAACACGGAAUCAUGAGUGCCCUUGCUGACUGGAUCUCUCCGCUUCCUGACAAGUCACUGCCAUCGUUGACGAUUCGAACCGAGCUUCUCAAAGUCCUCAAGAGGAACUUCUUACAUGUUUCCGCCGAGACUCUCAAAUUGUCUGGAAUCGGUAAGGCGAUCAUGCUGCUUUACAAGCAUCCAAAAGAGCUCCGAGAAAACAAGCAAAUCUGCCGAGAGCUGGUUGCAAAAUGGUCGCGCCCGAUUUUCGGCCUCAACGACAACUUUACAUCGAUAUCGCGCGAAGCUCGAGAACAGCGGGAUUUUGAACUUUUGCCAAAAACCAAAAAGAAGCGGCUGAAGGAAUCGACCGAGGGCAAAGAUGAGAGUCAGAUGGAAGAAGCUGCCGAUGAGGAAGCCCUGAAACCAGGAAGAAAAGGUUUUAUCAAUCGAGCUCGAGUUCCAGCGCCGAGUAAUCAAGAAUACGUCGUUAGACCCAAGUGGAAUGUCGACGAUGACGAUUCGGGCGACGAUGACAACCCUCGUCCAAAGAAAAAGCGAAGAAAUGUGCCACACAAGAAAUCUGCCGCUGAGGAUCGUCUAGAUCGACAGCUCAAGCGACAAAUGGACGCAAAACGAAGCAAAAAGAUCGCGCAGGGCGCAAAAGUCAAUCUCCAGAAAAUUUCCCUCUGA
Oikopleura dioica is the source of this 1818-nucleotide messenger RNA. The record is from the annotation of a GenBank genome assembly. Lineage: Eukaryota; Metazoa; Chordata; Appendicularia; Copelata; Oikopleuridae.